Molecule: messenger RNA, 805 nt
Organism: Stegastes partitus (bicolor damselfish)
Lineage: Eukaryota; Metazoa; Chordata; Actinopteri; Pomacentridae
Product: cadherin-20-like
Exons: 4
Biological process (GO): adherens junction organization; multicellular organism development; cell-cell adhesion mediated by cadherin
Cellular component (GO): plasma membrane; adherens junction; catenin complex
Molecular function (GO): calcium ion binding; beta-catenin binding; cadherin binding
Source: RefSeq, a predicted model, not a curated record
AGGCGUGCAGGGAAAAAGAAGAACAAAGAGAUAAGAGAAGAAGAAUUUUUCCCACAUAAGGCGGAAUAAAGUUAAAAAGCAGAAAGGUCACUGGCAGAAAGAAGGGAACCAAGAAAUAACUGCCCUCGAGGGUGGAAGAAGUCUUUUCAAAUACGACUCCAGGGCUCGACGAUGGGAGACCGACUGCACCUUCCAGCAGCUGCCGGCACCUUGCUCCUCGUGGCCUUCGGCAUUUUGACCCUUCUGCCCCACAGCCUUCUGGGUAAGCCGGCGGAGGAGGAAAAUGCAGGAAGCUCGGCGCUGCUGCAGAGGGUGAAGCGAGGCUGGGUGUGGAAUCAGUUCUUCGUCCUGGAGGAGUACACCGGACUGGAACCUCUUUACAUCGGAAAGCUCCACUCAGACAUGGAUAAAGGCGACGGCUCCAUUAAGUACAUCCUGACGGGGGAAGGCGCCGGCACCACCUUCACCAUCGACGACAGCACGGGCGACAUCCACGCCAUCCAGAGGCUGGACCGCGAGGUCAAGGCCCAGUACGUCCUCCGAGCACAGGCCCGAAACCGGCUGACGGACCGGCCUCUGGAGCCCGAGUCCGAGUUCAUCGUCAAGAUCCAGGACAUCAACGACAACGAGCCGAAGUUCCUGGACGGCCCCUACCAGGCGAGUGUUCCAGAAAUGUCCAAAAUAGGAACAUCUGUGAUCCAGCUGACCGCCACAGAUGCCGACGAUCCCACGUAUGGAAACAGCGCUCGGGUGGUUUACAGCAUCCUGGAUGGGCAGCCUUACUUCUCGGUGGACGCCAAGACCG